Impatiens glandulifera is the source of this 2162-nucleotide messenger RNA. RefSeq lists its product as uncharacterized. Gene Ontology annotation, molecular function: transcription corepressor activity. The coding region runs from base 167 to 1891 and encodes 574 amino acids. Lineage: Eukaryota; Viridiplantae; Streptophyta; Magnoliopsida; Ericales; Balsaminaceae. The record is from RefSeq and is a predicted model, not a curated record. The transcript has 4 exons. Gene Ontology annotation, cellular component: nucleus.
UCAAGAGAGUCUAGCAAAAGAGAGACUUUAAUAUUUUCUUCUCCUUUCUCAAGUUCUUGGCGAAUUCAACCUUGGUAAUCCUUGAAACCAGCCGCAGCUCUGGUAAACCAGACCCAUUUCAUCAGGUCCUCGUCGUCUUCACGUGGUCUAACCUUUUGCUUCUACAAUGGAGAUGGAGACGAAUUGUGCAGAUAAUCAGGCAUCAGAAACAUCAACUGCACUCGAGGAGGAUUCCAGCGUUCUAUUUGGCGAUCAGGAAAUGUUUCCUCGAGUUGGAGAUGAAUACCAAGCUGAAAUUCUGAAAGGGAUACAAUCUACAGCCAAUGACACUCCAAUUGAGGUUCUGAUUGGUCUUCCCAUUACAGUUAUGUGGGUUGAAAUAGAAGAUAAACAUUCUUCUUCAUCAACCAAAGGGGAAACAGGAAGAAAAGACUGUUAUCUUGUUCCUGGAUCAAAGGAAGAAGGUUGGAGCGAAAUAGAAGAGGCGGGUCUUCUCCUUGGUCUCUAUAUUUUCGGGAAAGAUUUUGUGAAGCUGAAAGUGUUCCUCACAUGCAAAACAAUGGGAUCCAUAUUGUCAUUUUACUAUGGAAAAUUCUACAAGUCUGAUGGAUAUCGAAGAUGGUCUGAUUGCAGGAAAACGAAAAGCAGGAAGAUUGUUUUGGGGCAAAAGAUUUUCUCGGGUUUCAGGCUGCAAGAAUUGUUGUCUCGUUUGUCCUUGCACGCUUCAGAAGAACGUCGAAAUGCUUUAUCCAAGGUUUCUGAUUUAUUCGAGGAAGGGAAAAUGCGGUUGGAUGAAUUCGUCUUUACUAUAAAAGCUAUAGUGGGAAUGAAGAAUUUUGUAGAAGCAAUUUCGAUAGGGAAAGGUAAGCAAGAUCUAACUGGAAUGAUAUCAGAGCCUCCAAAAGCUAAUAAUUCAGUUGGCAAAGCGUGUUCCUCUCUUACCACAUCUGAGAUCGUCAAGCUUCUAACUGGUGAUAUUCGGUUAAGCAAAGCGAGAUCGAAUGAUCUAUUCUGGGAGGCAAUUUGGCCUCGUUUGCUUGCACGAGGCUGGCAUUCAGAGCAGCCAAAAUGUUAUGCUGCUGUUUCGAAACAACCUUUGGUCUUUCUAGUCCCCGGUUAUACAAAGUUUUCGAGAAGAAGACUCGUAAAAGACGACCAUUAUUUCGAUUCAAUUACUGAUGUCUUACACAAAGUUGCCUCUGAACCUACCCUUAUUGAACUCGAGGCGGAUGAAAGCAACGAAAAUGACAAGAAACUGGAGCCUGACAAUUCGAGUGAUCAUCAACGUCAGAGUUAUCUUCAGCCUCGAACUUCAAAUCAAAACGGGGAUUUGUUGAAGUUCACUGUCGUCGACACUAGUCAUACUAGCGAUGGAAAACCGUUUAGUACAAGACAGUUGAGAAUGUUGUCAGAUGAAUCCAUUAAUGUUAUCACUGAUUCUCCUAGUCCUUCAUCUGAAGAUUCAAACUCUUCUACAGAUGAUAUUAUUCUUAACAAUUCUUCGAAUAGUUCGGUUGCCAUCAAGAAACACAAGAGGAGACAGGUUUCUCAGAAAGAAGCCACAGAAGGAAAUGUUUUGGAUUCCAGUUUUAAUGUGGACCAAUCGUAUAAUCAAUCUGAACCGCGUGAAUUGAUUGACCUUAACUAUCCUCUACUGCCACCCGGGUUCGAACCAUGUGACAUCUUCAUGAUGGAAACUGUUGCCCAGCCGAGUCCACAGGAGGAACAGACUAUUAAUGUUAAUGGUCGGAGGCAGAGUACUAGGUAUCGGCCUCCGACAGUAAAGGUUUUGGAAGCUUUAGCAGAUGGAUUAUUGACAAGUGGCAUCAAAAAAGACAAGAACCGAGCAGGUCGUUGUAGAGAGAAUUCACGGUCAAGAAGUAAUUCAUGAAGUCCGAUUCGAGAGCAAGAACAAGAGGUUUCGGAUUAUUUGAAAAAAAAAGGUUAUGGACUUGGAUGUUAAUGAUCAAAAGAGAGGAAAUCUCAUAUUUCAUCCCCUUUUUUGUGAAGCUCCAAUUCAUAGAUGCUGAGAACUGGCAUAAGAGAAUCAUGCUUUGAAGACAAGGAUACAUUUAAAUGUUACUCUAUUUCUGAUUAUUAUUAGUAUUUUUAUUUUUUUUCAUAAGAAUUAUACUUUCAAUUAAGAAAAUAAUAGAUUACAU